CUUGCGGCUGAGGAGAUGCGAGGCAUGGCUCCGUUUGACGUGGUAGUAAAAAGAGUUGUACACUCUGUAUUCCUGAGUGCAGCCGUCAAUGCCGCAGAUGACACGGAAAUUCGGACUACGGCUGUGUACCGUAUUGAUGUGGUUCAGCAAUGCUCUUAAUGUCACUGCCACAAAAAGGCAGCAGAUGAAACAACGCCAAAUCAUUUUACUGUGUAAAGACACCCUCAUAACAGCCCUAACCGAGGCCUCGACCCCACAGCAGACCGCGAAAAGGAUCGUUGUAGUGGCGGAAGGUUACAUCAAUAGGAAAGGGUGGUACGCUGUAAAUCAUUUGAAGUUGGUAAUGCUUUAAAUAUAUACAACUCAAAAUAAGGUGUUUAGGAUGUAAGACUAUUGUAAUUGUCUUAAAUUUCAAAGUUUGUUAGUAAUUUUUAAUAAAUUUUAUAGCCCAUUAUUUGAACAGCGGAUGUAGACACUACAGACGUAGUACUGCGGUUCGAGUAGCGCCCUUCUUCCUCCGAGAAAAGCGGGAACGGCUGUUAACAGACUGGAGAAUGGAGCUGCACUGUUAGCUCACCGCUAGCUAUCUGGAUUGGCUAGCAGUUAGCUAACUAAAGUUUUUUUCUGUGUACCGUUAGCCUGAAGAUGAACCUUGCUCACUAAUAUCAAAUCUCCUUGUAAGCCCUGCUGCCUUUGUGAGCUAGCUAAAAGUAAGAUAUCUGACUUUUGCUGGGACACCCUUGGAGACCUUAGCUAGCUAACUAAGCUACAUAUCUGGAACCCACUCCCUCAGAUGUCCGUUAUGGAAAAACUGGACGCAGUAUCAGCGGCUACCUUACAAGCUGCAAACAUCAGUGAAGCCUUGUUACCAACCCUGUCCCGUGAAGACAUACGUGAUCUUUUUCCUGGACCUGAACAUUUUCUUAGGAGAAAAGCCAUAUGGAACCUGUUUCACACAGAUCAAGAGCAGGGGCAGCAGGCAGCAUCCCCCAAUCAAGAGAAUGGUUCGAAUGGCAGAGGGCUGGCCACUGUACAAGUCAACCCUUGUGUUUCAGAAACUCCUCGGUCUCCUGAUGUGCAAGAGACUCCGAGAACCUGGCAGCUACCCAACCCUGAGUAUGUUGUGUAUACUGACAGUGAGCUGGAACAUAUUAGAAAGCAGUAUUUUGAAAUGCAGCUUGUUGGCCAAGAAGGUGGAUGCACUCUUUCAAAAGAACUUCGCUGCCGAUUAGUGAGGAACACGGUGACCAACAUGGUGUCCAUCAUCAGAGCAACUACUACUGAAUUUAUGUAUCCAUCCAAAAAUGAUUUCCAGGCUAUGGCAAAGCGGCUUGUGGAGUAUUAUCCAAUGCUUCGUGAUAACUCUGUGAACUGCAGACACCCUUGGGAAUUGCUUUUUAAGCAAUUACUGAAAAGACUCCACAACAUAAAGACACCAAAAAAGCGUCAGGGACCUACACCACAAAGACAGAGGAAACGAAGACGACUGAAUUUGGAGUGUUCAGAUGAUUCAAGCACAUCAGUCUCCGAGUCACCAGGAAGCACGGCAUCAACUGUACUCUUAGACAGAACAAGAAGCAGCGCAUCAUCUUUGGAUGGCAUGAAUUCACCUGCUGAAAUUGUUGACCAGAGAGGAGAAGCUACUGAAGAUCUAGGAGUCCAUUCUGGCACUGAAAGUCAGCAAAGUCAAGCAAGACAUUACCAUACCCUGCAAGAGAUGUAUAAAAGGCCGAAACCUAACAAGGAGGCAGUUGCUCAGCUGCUUGACCUUGAGUUUGAUGCUCGUAGAGCCUUUAUCAACUCUGACACCUUGAGAGACCAGGACAGGCCAGCUAACAUACUACAAGCAUACCCCUGUUUCAGAGAAGUAGAUCAUGUUAUGGACGAACUUCGCCGUAUUCUUGACAGAUCUAACCCUGACUUUAUUUCUGACCUGAAGACCCGCUGGGAGAGCUUUAAUAGCAAAGCUCAGUUCUAUGGGGUAUUUAAAAAGGUUCUGGGACCGCCAACAACACAGGACAAAGUGACACGCUCUGUAGCCAUGAUGAAGGCUCUGCCUGAGAUGUUCCCUUCACCUGUGGCCCUACCCAAGAAGUUGGGACAUGCAAGUGAGGCGAUGGUGCAUGUUCUUGAGCCCACAGAAAACCCAACCACCUACCUUCAGAGAAGACCAGUCUUCAGUCCAGUUCUGAUCGUUUGUGAUAACAACUGCAUGCUGGCCAUUGGGUCUACACCUGUGACAACUUUUCCAAAAGAAAACAUAGACACAGGUGUGCUCUAUCUUUUAGCGUACUACUACGCAUUUCAUCUGACUUAUCCAAAGUGCAUUGCAACACUCCUGUCAAUACUUCAGACAGAAGUUCUGCAGGAUGCCAUUCAUGAUCGGGAUGCAACUUCAUCCUACAAAAAAACUUUGUCAGAGUGGAAAAAGUUCAUUGGGGAGUAGAGAAAGUACCCUAUGGCCAUGCAGCAGUUGCUAUCAUUACGGGUAUUUGUUACACCCCUACUGAUAAUGUGAUUUGAUUUGUAUUACAUACAUCAUUAUUUGGUCAGUCAAACAAUUGAGAUGAAAAAAUGUAAUUGGGUUUAUCCAUAUUUUUGCUAUUAGUGGUGGUAUGUGGUGCAUGGCAGACUUUGGUUGAGGAAAAAUCAGUUCUGAUUGUUUAAGAUGUUUGAUGUGUAAAUAAUAGAGCUGGUUGUUUACUACGUUUGUGUUUAAAUAACAAAGCUGCGUUAGGUAUCUUAGUUCAUAAAAAUGCUCUUUCUCAGAGAAGUUUAAUUGUUAAAAAUAAAACACCAUAACAAACAUGGUGUUCUUUUGUUUAUCUAAGCCAAAAGAGACAUGUGUCUUUUGUUGUAAGUUUUAAAAUGAGGUUGAGUUACCACCACCAUACUGCACACUUGUUAAAUUCUAUGUAGCCUCAUUGGAACUAUUUUUGUAAGUACAUAUUUCAUGUCUCUGGAAUUAAUAAAAAAAGAUUGACCAUA
Molecule: messenger RNA, 2988 nt
Organism: Pygocentrus nattereri (red-bellied piranha)
Lineage: Eukaryota; Metazoa; Chordata; Actinopteri; Characiformes; Serrasalmidae
Exons: 8
Coding region: 794-2446 (550 amino acids)
Source: RefSeq, a predicted model, not a curated record